Molecule: messenger RNA, 3834 nt
Organism: Pocillopora meandrina
Lineage: Eukaryota; Metazoa; Cnidaria; Anthozoa; Scleractinia; Pocilloporidae
Source: the annotation of a GenBank genome assembly
AUGUUGGAUAUUGUGCUCGAUGAAAGGGAGAACAGUGACGGAAUCCCAAAAGAGUGUGGAUAUGCAAUGAUAGCAGCAGUGUGCUUGAGCUUUCUGUUGACUUUGCUGCAAAUUGCACACAUAGGAACCGUCUCUCUUCGCAAAGAAGUGGCGAUUCUCGCAUAUGUUUUGCAGAUAUUUUUCGUGAAUUUGCCUUUCAUGGCAAUACGCGUGGUUGUAGUUAAAAACAACAAAAAAGACGAUAAUGAGUCCAUCUUCAUAACAAAGAAUCUGAUCUCCAUCUUUCUCUCCGCGAUGCAGAUCUAUUGGAUCUGGAAGAGCUAAUUUGAGACUUCUUUUUGCAAAGUAUUAUUUAUUUUGCCACUCUAUUUGUACUUUUAGAAAUUCUUAAAACUAAUAAAAACAGUUAUGCAGUAAAGGCUUUAGUGUUGUUGUUAGACUCUCAUCGGAUCUGUCAAUCAAAAAAGUUUAUAUUCGAUAUGCAAGCUGAAUGUCGUUCACUAAGCAAAGAUACCCCCCAAAACUUCCAAUAUUUGACAGAAGUCGUUGAAAAUUAUUUUUAUAAUGUCGCACGUUUUGUUAUCUUUCACCUAGAUUCUUGUAGGUGAUUUCUUUUCAGGGAAUCCCUUGAAACUGACUAUCAGCAAACAAAUUCCUCAGAAAACUAAGCUUAGUGCGGCUUUAACAAAUUUGUGCGAAAUGUGAUAGUGAGGGAAAAUAUUAGAAAAGGAAGUUCAAAAGAAUAAAAGAAAAAACUACAAAUGAAAUUUAUAUAAAUAUUCUAAAAAGAACGAAUUUGAAGUAGUCAAAGAUGGCUUCAUCAUCAUGACGUAUCCAUGGAAAUGAAUGGUGUGUGAGGAUUCCCCUAGUCAUCUUUAUGUAACUUUUUUUCUUAGAAAAUCCAUAUGUCACCUGGUUAGGUUUCUCGGAAAUUGUUCAUUUGACAGCUUCAGAUUUUCAGCGAAUUGAUUCUUCUUGCAAAAUUCUCGUUAAUUCAAAAUCUUUAGACUCCUUUUUGUAAUUGAGAGUACAAACAAAACAAAAACAAAAGCCAAAAAAAAAAAACAAAAAAACAAAAACAGAGCCGCAGAUUAAAGUGCCGGUAACAUUUUUUUGCGUAAAUAUUUAGCAUAUCAAAUAUACAAACCAAUUCCGAUAGAAGAAAAAUUAAAAAAAAAACCUUUAUUAUAAAUUAUGUAUUUGCGUUAUUAAAAUACGAUGAAAGCUGUAAUUUGUUGGAUUUUCGUACGAUAAGAAAAGCGCAAAUAAAGGCAUGUGGAAAGACAAGGAGUAUGAGUACAUCUCAAGCGCGUGAAGUAAACAAUAAUAAGGAGUUCACCAUUCUUCGCUUGCGAAAUAUCAGCCGAAAAGAAAGUUGAACAAUCGUGUAUGGUGGGGAAACAGGCCCCUUAAUUAGCAUUAUUUUCAAAUGAAUUCAUUGGUUAUCUUCCUCUUAUUUGACUAGUGGUAUGUGUUCGUAACAGCAGUCUUCGAAACCGAUAGGGAGCAUAAGGCCGACGACAUUGAGGAGUAAAAUCUCUUCGAUGUGGACGAUCGAAACGCGUCCAUUUUGGCCAUACAGCUACAUUCUUUGGAAAGAAGUGUAUAGAAAUAUCUAGUAUAUGUGUAUUACUCUUGUAGCUAAUAUCAUUUGGCGCUCCAGCCACGCAAUACGUUCGUCCUUUCUUCGAGACUUUUUUUUCUCUACCAUAGUUUACGUCACAGCUAGGUGACAUGAUUGUAUUGGCCGCCAAAUCGUACUUUCAAUGCACAAAAACAAUGGUCAAGGAGAACUUGCUAGGCGCUAAGGUCGAUUAUUUCUAUUUUUAAAUACAGCUAUCAACCAGAAAAUGCAAAAAGCAAUUCGUGUCACAAGCACUUUAAAGAAGCUUCAAAGGAAUAUCAAAUCGCCAGCAGUGACCAAUUUAUGUAUGCAAUCAGUCUGUGCCAUGUAAGCUUCUGGAAUAUUCGGGUAAUUCCUUUAGCAUCAUUUGGUCAAGAUCGCUGUGGCGUUACCUCGUUGGCUGCUAAAUUUUUCAUGCAAAUAUAUGGUAUUAAUUCCUAUUGCAGUAGUCGGCACAAUUUGCUUCUUCCAGUUUCAGACAGCUUUCGUACAUAUAAUUAUGGCUUCGUUUUUCACAUGGCUCGGACGACUGGUCUCGUUUUUAACACGGUUCGGGCGAUUCGCUUUCUUCGGUCUGAUAACUUCACAGUAUUACGGUAUUAUUUUGGAAGGAUCGCGACCCACGAAUUUACAAGGUGAUUUAGUAUUAUCAACCGGGUUUGUGACGUAAAUCGGCACCUUAAAGAGUUUAAAAGCUGACGUUUCUCGCAAAUGCUUUGUAGAUCAUCUUCGUAAAUUUGGCGUUCAUGGUAAUGCAACUGGUGGUGCUUGUAAAGUACAGUAAAUGAAGUUCAAGAGAAUGAAAGAGGAAACAGCAAAUAAAAUUUAUAUAAAUACUCUGAGGAAAACGAAUUUGAAGUAAUCAAAGAUGGCUUUAUCGUAAUGAAGCAGUCUGUGGAAAUGAGUGGUGUUCGGGGAAUCCCCUAAUCCUUGUUAUGCAAAAUUUUUCCCAGAAACUCCAUAUGUCACCUAGCAAGGUUUCUCAGAAAUGGUUAUUUUGACAGGUUUAGAUUUUCAGCGAAUUAAUUUUUAUUGCAAAAACCUCGUUAGUUCAAAAACUUUAGAGUUUUUUUUUUGAGAGUGAAAGAAGAAAAACUUACAAUAAUAACAAUAAAGAAACAGAAACCCAGAUUACUUAAGUUACGUAGGAAUAUCCAGUCCCCAGCAGUGACAAAAUUACGUAUGCAAUCAGUCUGUGCAUGUGACCUUCUGGAACAUUCAGGUAAUUCCUUUAGCAUCAUUUGAUCAAGAUCGCUGUGGCGUUACUUCAUUGGCUGCUAAAUUUUUCACGCAAAUAUACGGUGUUGAUUCCUAUUGCAGUAGUCAGCACAAUUCGCUUCUUCCAGUUUCAGACAGCUUUCAUACAUAUAAUUAUGGCUUCGUUUCUCACAUGGCUCGGACGACUGGGCUCGUUUUUAACACGGUUCGGGCGAUUCGCUUUCUUCGGUCUGAUAAUUACGCAGUGCUGUUUUCUAUCUGCUUAUCUCGCGAAGUAUGAAGGUACAUCCAAUUGGUAUCUCAUGGUCUUUUCCUUUGGCCCAGCAGUUUUUGUUUGGAUUUUUUUUCUAUUUUUCGAUGCGUUGUACCUUGGCUGCCUCUUUCAAAUUUGGGGCCUGUACAUUGUGGCUUUGGUUGUAAACAUCGCAAUGGUAUUUGGAAAAGUCGGAGAUAGAAUCGACAAGACCGAGUUUUUAGGACCAAAUGUAUUGAAGAUGGUUCUGUGCAUUACACCACUUCUGCUACUACUGUUGCUAAACACGGGCGAUCUCGAUGAUUCAGACGACGAAGAAAGAGAGAUUGUUUCCAAGUUGUGUUUGCCCAUGGCCGUCGAUCUGUUCGAUGGAAUCGAGAUGAUAGAUAUCGUGUUAGAAGAAAGAGAGCACGACUUUGGAAUACCCAAAGCAUUCAGUACAGCAAUUAUCGUGUUGGCGUGGCUCAGUAUAUUGGCAUCUCCUUGGCAAAUGGCAGAAAUCAAACGUACCAAAGAGGGGCCGGAAAUUCGUGUCUGUACCGCAUUAUGCCGCAAUAUUGUUCAAAUAGUUUUCGUAAAUCUACCAUUCUUGGUUAUUCGUGCGGUGGUGUUCUUUAAGUUUGGCAAAGACGAGUCCAUCUUCAUUGCCAAGAAUGGCAUAGCAAUAAUACUUUCCAUCUUGGAAAUUCGUAAUCUACUCCGUUUACGUCGGGUUAGACAAGAAGACCAAGUAGAAUAA